This is a messenger RNA of Ceratina calcarata, 5481 nucleotides long. RefSeq names its product organic cation transporter 1. Gene Ontology annotation, biological process: transmembrane transport. The transcript is spliced from 10 exons. Gene Ontology annotation, cellular component: membrane. Gene Ontology annotation, molecular function: transmembrane transporter activity. The coding region runs from base 3432 to 5456 and encodes 674 amino acids. The record is from RefSeq and is a predicted model, not a curated record. Lineage: Eukaryota; Metazoa; Arthropoda; Insecta; Hymenoptera; Apidae.
GUCAACUGACGUCGAUGGGUUCAUAUCACAUCGUACUUUCAGUCAACAAAAAAAAACAAUGAUGUUUACAGUGUAAAGUUUUAUUAAUACAAGCUCAGGACGAUGAGCGAAGUGCUGUGCACGGGAAGGGAAGGUUGGGGGUUGGAACAGAGCGAAAGAUGAGGCCAAGCAGGAUGAGGAGGACGAAGAGCAGAGGAGAGAAUUGGCGCGAGUGUACGCGUAAAUUCGAGUGAGCGAGCGGUUGUGAUGCACACCGUGCAAUUACCGGGCGGCGAGUGUCGAGGAACCCUCUUUUAUAUUAAUAGUCGAGAUAGUAGUCGAGCGUGUAGCGCGAUAGGAGAGUGCCGAUCGAGGCGAAGAGGAGGGCAUCGUGGAGGGAACCGCGUACGCCGAUUGAGACGAGAGAGAGAACGAGAGAGAGAGAUGAGCGAAGAACGAGGGGGACCGGGACGGGACGAUGGCGAGAGAGAAGGUUCAAGGGGGACGUUCGAAACGAUAGAUAGGACCGUGGACGGACCCCUUGUAUCCACGAUUGCUUCAGUUUCACUUCGCGAUGGAGGCUACUUACUUCUUCUGGUGGUAGCUGCUGCCGGUUCAUUCUUCGCCGACAAAGAGCGAGCAAACGGAGAACGGAGGCGGACAGGGGUAGAAAAGGACACGAAGGAAACGAGGUACGGUCGGAGGUACAGUCGGGGUGGAAGGAAAGUGAAUAGCAGCGUAGUCGAGGAAAAGGGAAGAGGAAUUUGAAGCAGGCAAGGCGCAAGAGGGUUGAAACCGAUCGGGACAUCCGGAGAUGUGAACGCGCGAUGACGUUCGAGAUACCGUGCUGCAGGAUCGCGUCCCGAGGCGCGUCGAUCUCGAUCGCUCGUUGUGAAUUUGUGCAGUGACCGAGAAGUGUGCCGGUACCUUCCUCGACGAACCCUUUCGAGCACCGACGCGCGUAUGCCCGAACGGCGUUGCUCUCUCAUCGAUUCGGAUCAGUGGUGCUGUUCGUAGGAGUCCCUUGGAUCUUUCUCUGUUCCCUUCGAUCGGUAAGAUUUUCGAGGAGGCAUCCUCUGUUUGCGCCGGAUCGUCGGAGCGGCGUUGAAACGCGGAUAAAAGGUGGAGCGGUAGAAAGGAAGGGAGGUAGAAGAGGAGAGUAGAGGAGAGAUAGAGAUAGAUAGAUAGAGAGAGAUUUAUUCCGGAAGUUUGUGCUUGCGAGUUAAGUAGAACGAAACGCGAUGCGAGGGAGAGAGGUAGAGGGGCAGGCGAAUCGAUGUACGUUGCGAACGGAUCGUGAUUUUUCAUCGCGCUCACGUCCGAACAAUGAGAGAAACUGUAAGUAAUCACCGGCCGAUACAGAUGCGAAAUUAGCUUUUCGCUCAGACAAUCGGGUGGAAAAAUUUGCUCGUCGACGAGCUCCUGUCGAGCGCGUCGUAAAUCGAAUUGUUUAAUUAUCCGGAAUCCGAGAAACGCAGUCAUAUAACAUAACGCGCGAGACGUCGCAUUAUCUUGUCGUUGAAAGAUCUUUGCUCGUAGAUUCGACGUAAAAAUACGAUGUUUACGGAUUCAGUUCUCUCGCAAGGCACGCACGUAUGGAAAUUUCUAAUGCGCUGCGAGGGGAAUGAAACGAGCGAGGAACAGGUGAAGAACCCGACGACCGUCUUUGCAUCGCGUUUACGCGUUGGAAAAUGCGAAAAGUAAGACGACGGCGGCGCAGCGGGGCGAUUCGCGAGAAAAGAUCAGGUCCGCGUUGUCGGAUUGCGUAACGAGGUUCGAUCGUGAAUCGAAAAUCUGGUCCGAGCCGAUCGCAACGGCCACGUCGAUCGCGAAAAGGGGAAAAGGGCCGAAGCGGUCGCAGGGGCGGAGGGGAAAGAGCAGCGGGCUGAAGCGAUGGCCCGAAUAAGAGGAAGCGGCCGCGAACGGGUACGAGACGACGGCGUGCGAAGCGGGAUGACGUUGUUUGCAGUCGUGACGUCACUCGCAAUUGUAGAGAGCAACGAGAGGCUCGAGGAUGCAGCCGUGUGCGUCACGUGGACCUGAAUCCGGGUUCUGGCCGGAUCCACGGAGAUUCGAGAUCCGAGAUUCGAGAGCGGCUCAUCUAGGAGCUCGAUUCGAGGGCAAGCUGGAAUCGGAAACACGGUCGGCACGUUCCCGCGGAUGUCGUGACGAUUUCAAUUGAAGCUCGCGUUCGCUGGGAACGAAAACACUGGAGGAGUACGCGUACGUGGUCGUCGAGGACGUCCCUCGCUCGCGUCGUUUCCACCGAACGUUCGAAUUCGCGUAGCAGCCGGGGGGCGACGAGGACUCGGUGCCGCGGAGACCAGGGACGACGGGAGGAACCUCUACCUCGGCGAGCGCGCGCGCGCGCGCUCCACAUUUUUCGUCGCGUGUACGUUUCUACGCGUGCAUAGUCACAAAAUUGAAGUGCACAUUUCGUGCAGCUUCCGGCAGUAGCGCAGCGGCUGUGCGCCGUUUCCUUACGAUUCGCUAUCGCGCGGUGCGUUCGUCCAGCGACGAGAACCGCAUUCCGUUUUCGUUGCGACACGCAUGAUUCUCGUCCCGAACGAGACCCUUCGGAAAAAUCCAGACAGUCGCAACCGUUUCGCACCUCCUCUCUUCUCGUCUUUGUUCUUUUUCCGCUCUCUCUCUCUCUCUCCUUUUCUCUCCUCUUCUCGUCUCUAUCUGUUUUCGAUCGGAGGUACGAACGAUCGUAAACGUAAACGAUCGUGUCAGGUGGCGGGUGCAGGACGCAGGGUAGCGUGCAGCGAGCGGUACGCGCAGGGACGAAGAAGAGAAUCGAGUACACGGUGACGCUGCACGUCGGGGCGGCGACGGCCGCGGAGAGGCGGAGGGCACCGUCGAAGACGAUGCUCGGGAGGAUCGGAAGAGAGGAGGUGUUCUCCGGCAAUGGCUGAUCGCGGCCGGCGCUAUGCUCGCGGCAUAUAAGAACGCGCGAAGACGUGCGUUCGCCGCGCUUUACGCGAUCCCGAAUUCGAAGCAGCACGAACGUUCCGUGGUCACGACGCUUAUCUUCGCGGCGCUUGGAGCGAUCUCGUCAGACGGAAGGAGGACAGCGGAAUCGGAUUCGCGAUCCUAAUCACGUUGCGAUCCUCGCAGUGGUUCACCGGAGGCGUUCGACGGCGGCACGGUUUCGCGAAUGUGAUGCGCGGUUCCAGUGGUCGAUCGAGCAUCGUGAAUAAACGCGCGAGGAAACGAGAAUAGAAGAGAAGCAGUGCGACGAGUUGACGACCGGUGAGCGCGUCUCGAUUCCUAGGAGCAUCGCGCGAGGGAAACACGGCCGUGCUGCCGAUGGUCAUGCCGUGUGAUUCGAGCCGGUGCCUUCGUCGUCGUCGUCCUCGUCGCCGCGCAGCCGUCCAAUCCAGAAAGUCAAGAAUCGUGACGGAAGCGUCGUUGCUCGUGAAACGCGGUGAACCGACAGCAUUGGAAACAUGAGCUCGAUCGACUUCGACGAGGUGUUGGUGCACGUGGGCGAGAAGGGCAAAUAUCAGAACAUCAUGUACUAUCUCUUAUGCAUACCAGCCACUCUCCCGGCGGCUUUCUUAGCCUUCUCGCAAGUGUUCGUCAGCGCGUCCCCGGAUCACUGGUGCAGAGUCCCGGAGCUCGAGAAUCUCACGGACCUGAUGACUCUCGAGGAGAGGAAGGCGCUCUCGUUGCCGUACAUCAAGUCGGACGGAAAGGUGAAAAAGUACUCCAAGUGCAAGAUGUACGACGCGAAUUACACGGCGAUCGUGGAAUCGUGGUUAGAGCACGCGGUCCUCGAGGACCACCGGCCGGACGAAGAGGGUGAGCAUCGGUCGAGGACUCGGUUGACACCGCCGCCGGUCGGUGACCCCGAUUGGCCCGAGAUCCCCUGUCGACACGGAUGGAUCUACGACACCCGGGAUUACGACAGCACCCUGGUAACCGAGCUAGACUUGGUAUGCGACAACAGCUGGUGGCCUUCGACUUCGACGACCUUCUUCUACGUCGGCAGCUUGUUUGGCAACGUGGUGUUCGGCUGGAUCGCCGACAAAUGGGGCAGGAGGACCGCGUUCUUCGCCAUACUGUUCCUCGAGGUGAUAUUCUCGAUCGCUACCAGCUUCAGCCCCAACUACGUGAUUUACACCGCGCUGAGGACCGUCAACGGUCUCUUCUUUCCAGCUAUCUAUCAGAUACCCUUCAUACUAGCUCUGGAGAUGAUGGGCCCGAGGUACAGAACGUUCGCGGGAAUGGUGAUUUGCAUGUUUUUCGCAUCGGCGAUGUCUCUCCUGGCCUUGCUGGGCUAUUUACUUAGACACUGGUACACCCUCUCGUUGGCCACCUCGGUUCCGUUCGUCCUCCUCUUCAGCUACUAUUGGAUCAUCCCGGAAUCGCCGCGAUGGCUACUCAGCAAAAACAGGAUAGACGAGGCGGAAGUGAUCGUUCAGCGGAUGGCUAAAAUCAACGGCAGGACAGUGCCGAAUAAUUUUCUCCGUAAAAUGGAGGCGGAGAUUCUGCGAAGGCAGGGAGUCUCCUGUAAUGGAACCAACUCGAGCGAGAAUGCGGAGACAACCGACGUGGAGAAUCGGGCGCCACCGCCGGCGGCCACGCCGAUGGAUCUGGUCCGUAAUCCGAACAUCAGGAAGAAGUUCUUCAUCCUAGCGUUUGACUGGGUCGCGAACGCGGUCGUCUACAACGGACUAUCCUACAACGCGACGAACCUCGGCGUCUCCGAUUACCUAGCCUUCUUCAUCGGUGGUCUCGUCGAGAUCCCGUCGUACGUGAUCACAUGGUACGCCAUGGACCGAUUGGGACGUAGAUGGGUCCUGUGUCUGACCAUGCUUCUGGGUGGUGUCGCCUGCGUCUCCUGCAUGUUCGUGCCCGAAGACGCCGUAUGGGUGACGGUGUCCCUGGCGAUGAUCGGUAAGUUCGGUAUCGCCGCCUCGUUCGCGGUGUUCUACGUGUUCGUCGGGGAACUGCUGCCGACGGUGCUGAGGUCGCAGGCCAUGGGAAUCGCCUCGUUCAUCGCGGGCAUCGGUCUGCUCGCUUUCCCGUACAUCGUCCACCUGGCCGUGUACUCGAGGGUCUUGCCGCUGAUCAUAAUGGGCACUCUGAGCGUCGCCGGCGCUCUCACGUCCAUCUUCCUGCCGGAGACUCUCAACAUCCAUUUGCCGCAGACGAUCGAGGAGGGCGAGAUGUUCGGGGCAGAUUUCAAGCUCUGGUCCUGCCCGAUCUUACCGAAGAAGGGAAAUUCGGAUUCGGACGACAAGUCGGACUCCGUGCCAUUGAGGUAUCUCGUGAACGGCCGGCCGGGAAACCGUCCGUCGUCGAUGGCGCAGGAGGAGCCGUCGGCUUCGGCGGAUCGAGAACCGGACAAUAACUCGCGGUCCCACGCAGUUCAGUGUUCGAGCACGAUCGACGGCAAGGCGGAGCAGGCGGGCUGUUCCGGGAAGUUCGACGUGUCGGUCGUCGUCGAACGAAGAAAGACCCAGUGAAUCGUGCUCUCCGCUGCCAAUUUUU